AUGGCACCAGUGACAUCUGACCCUACCUAUAUCUUAGGCAGGACACAGGACUCUUUCAUUAUCACUGCUGAUGUUGGCUUUUGUGAAAGGCAGCCAGUUCUAGGAACUGGACCGGGCAAUGGUGUGGGUACCCACGCCAAUACAGGGGAGCCAUCCCAGUCAAACUCCUCACCUGGCACUGACCCCAGAGUGGGUCGCCUACGCGCGGGCGAGUGCAGACAUGCACUUGGAGCCAGAAGUGAGAGCCCCUUUGGGCUCACCCCCCAAAGCGGUGGUGACUCUUGUCGUCCGGGAAACAGCGAUCCUAUAUGGGGGGCAUCCAUGGGCAAAAUCAAUGUUCAAUCAGAUCCGGUACCCAGGCCCCACAUUGGGCGCCAACUACCCCAGCUGGCUGGUGUUUCAGCGGAGACCUGGGAGUGGACAAAAGAAUGGGGGACAGGAGGCACAAAGAAGGAGAGCAAGUCUACAUUCAGAUCAAGCUCUCAAACUUUAAUUAAAAAAAACCACCCCCCCAAAAAAACCCAAAGGCUUAUAAAGACAAGCAGGCAGGAAGGUCACCCAGGACCCAGGACCAAUUUCAUUACCAUCAUGACCCUCCAUAUAGCCCUAAACCGGUAUUCUUGUUCCCCUUUUAAAGAAGGAGUGAGGCAUUCACAUUUUGGUCAUUCUUCUUGA
Molecule: messenger RNA, 675 nt
Organism: Rattus rattus (black rat)
Lineage: Eukaryota; Metazoa; Chordata; Mammalia; Rodentia; Muridae
Exons: 6
Coding region: 1-675 (224 amino acids)
Source: RefSeq, a predicted model, not a curated record